This is a messenger RNA of Dracunculus medinensis (Guinea worm), 597 nucleotides long. NCBI's taxonomy places the organism in Eukaryota, Metazoa, Nematoda, Chromadorea, Rhabditida, Dracunculidae. The record is from the annotation of a GenBank genome assembly.
AUGGAGUUUCUUGAUGGUUCUAAUGAACUCAUAGAUCCAAGCGAUACGCUGAAUGAAGAACCUGACAUGGAGGCGUUAACGAGCCGCAUGAAGGAGAUCGAAGAAGAAGCUCAACUGAUUCGUAGGAUGCAAAAUGAUGUCGAGAAACAGAUGAAUUUAAGUUCGAGUAGUGGGCUUACUUCACCUACUGCUCUAUCUUUGGAAGAAAAGAUUGAGGCUGAUGCUAGAUCAGUUUAUGUAGGAAAUGUAGAUUAUUCCUCAACGGCAGAGGAACUGGAAGCUCAUUUUCAUGGAUGUGGAUCUGUGAACAGAGUAACUAUCCUCACCGAUAAGUUUUCGGGCCAUCCAAAGGGCUAUGCAUAUAUAGAAUUUGCUGAUAAAGAAUCAUUGGCAACAGCAUUAGCACUGGAUGAAUCUCUUUUUCGUGGUCGGCAGAUAAAGGUCUGUGCAAAGAGAACAAAUAGACCUGGCGUAAGUACAACUAAUCGACCACCGAGAAGCCGAGGACGCAGUGGUGCUCGUGUCAUAGUAAAAUAUAUUUACGGCGGUGGGUAUCGAGGUGCACGAUCUCGCGAUGGUUUUCGUUGUUAUUGUUAG